Molecule: messenger RNA, 4105 nt
Organism: Paramuricea clavata
Lineage: Eukaryota; Metazoa; Cnidaria; Anthozoa; Malacalcyonacea; Plexauridae
Source: the annotation of a GenBank genome assembly
AUGAUAAAAAGCAAUAGAAAUUUGGGUGAUACCUAUCAUACUUUAGGGGAAUACCACAAAGCUAUUGACUAUUACAAAAAAGGUCUAGAAAUUAGCACUGCUAUUGGCGAUCGGUCAGGAAUAGCAAGAAGCAAUGGCAAUUUGGGCAAUGCCUAUAAUAGUUUAGGAGAAAACCAGAUGGCUAUUGACUACUAUAAAAAAGAUCUAGAAAUUAGCGCUGCUAUUGGCGAUCGGUCAGGAAUAGCAAGAAGCAAUGGCAAUUUGGGCAAUGCCUAUAAUAGUUUAGGAGAAUAUCAGACGGCUAUUGACUACUAUAAAAAAGAUCUAGAAAUUAGCACUGCUAUUGGCGAUCGGUCAGGAAUAGCAAGAAGCAAUGGCAAUUUGGGCAAUGCCCAUAAUUGUUUAGGAAAAUAUCAGACGGCCAUUGACUAUCAUAAAAAUGAUCUAGAAAUUAGCACUGCUAUUGGCGAUCGGUCAGGAAUAGCAAGAAGCAAUGGCAAUUUGGGCAAUGCCUAUGAUAGUUUAGGAGAAUAUCGGACGGCCAUUGACUAUUAUAAAAAAGACCUAGAAAAUAGCACUGCUGUUGGCAAUCGAUCAGGAAUAGCAAGAAGCAAUUGCAAUUUGGGCAAUGCCUAUAAUAGUUUAGGAGAAUAUCAGAAGGCCAUUGACUAUCAAACAAAAAGCCUGGAGAUAAGCACUGCAAUUGGCCAUCGAUCAAUAAUAGCACGAAGCAAUGGCAAUUUGGGCAAUGCCUAUUACAAUUUAGGAGAAUAUCAGAAGGCCAUUGACUUUCACAAAAAAGAUCUAGAAAUAAGCACUGCUGUUGCCAAUCGAUCAGGAAUAGCAAGAAGUAAUGGCAAUUUGGGCAAUGCCUAUGAUAGUUUAGGAGAAUAUCAGACGGCCAUUGACUAUCAUAAAAAAGACCUAGAAAUUAGCACUGCUAUUGGCAAUCGAUCAGGAAUAGCAAGAAGCAAUUGCAAUUUGGGCAAUGCCUAUAACAGUCUAGGAGAAUAUCAGAAGGCCAUUGACUAUCAAACAAAAAGCCUGGAGAUAAGCACUGCAAUUGGCCAUCGAUCAAUAAUAGCACGAAGCAAUGGCAAUUUGGGCAAUGCCUAUUACAAUUUAGGGGAAUAUCAGAAGGCCAUUGACUUUCACAAAAAAGAUCUAGAAAUAAGCACUGCUGUUGCCAAUCGAUCAGGAAUAGCAAGAAGUAAUGGCAAUUUGGGCAAUGCCUAUGAUAGUUUAGGAGAAUAUCAGACGGCCAUUGACUAUCAUAAAAAAGACCUAGAAAUUAGCACUGCUAUUGGCAAUCGAUCAGGAAUAGCAAGAAGCAAUUGCAAUUUGGGCAAUGCCUAUAACAGUCUAGGAGAAUAUCAGAAGGCCAUUGACUAUCAAACAAAAAGCCUGGAGAUAAGCACUGCAAUUGGCCAUCGAUCAAUAAUAGCACGAAGCAAUGGCAAUUUGGGCAAUGCCUAUUACAAUUUAGGAGAAUAUCAGAAGGCCAUUGACUUUCACAAAAACGAUCUAGAAAUAAGCACUGCUGUUGCCAAUCGAUCAGGAAUAGCAAGAAGCAAUUGCAAUUUGGGCAAUGCCUACAAUAGUUUAGGAGAAUAUGAGAGGACCAUUGAAUAUCACAAAAAAGAUCUAGAAAUAAGCACUGCUAUUGGCAAUCGAUCAGGAAUAGCAAGAAGCAAUUGCAAUUUGGGCAAUGCCUAUUAUAGUUUAGGAGAAUAUCAGAAGGCCAUUGACUAUCAAACAAAAAGUAUGGAGAUAAACACUGUUAUUGGCGAUCGAUCAGGAAUAGCAAAGACGAAUUGCAAUUUGGGCGUUGCCUAUUAUAAUUUGGGAGAAUAUCAAAAGGCCAUUGACUAUCACAAAAAACAUCUAGAAAUAAGCACCGCUAUUGGCGAUCGAUCAGAAAUGGCAAGAAGCAACGGCAAUUUUGGCAAUGCUUAUAAUAUGUUAGGGGAAUAUCAGACGGCCAUUGACUAUCAUAAAAAAUAUCUAGAAAUAAGCACUGCUAUUGGCGAUCUAUCAGGAAUAGCAAGAAGCAAUUGCAAUUUGGGGAAUGCGUAUAAUAGUUUAGGAGAAUAUCAGAAGGCCAUUGACUACCAAACAAAAAGUCUGGAGAUAAGCACUGCUAUUGGCGAUCGAUCAGGAAUAGCAAGAAGCAAUGGCAAUUUGGGCAAUGCCUAUAAUAGUUUAGGAGAAUAUCAGAAGGCCAUUCACUAUCAAACAAAAAGUCAGCAAAUAAGCACUGCUAUUGGCGAUCGAUCAGGAAUAGCAAGAAGCAAUGGCAAUUUGGGCAUUGCCUAUAAUAGUUUAGGAGAAUAUCAGAAGGCCAUUGACUAUCAAACAAAAAGUCUGGAAAUAAGCACUGCUCUUAACGAUCGAUCAGAAAUGGCAAAGAGGAAUUGCAAUUUGGGCAAUGUCUAUUAUAAUUCAGGAAAAUAUCAGAAAGCCAUCGAUUAUCACAAAAAACAUCUAGAAUUGAGCACUGCUAUUGGCGAUCAAUCAGGAAUAGCAGGAAGCAGUGGCAAUUUGGGCAAUGCCUAUAAUAGGUUAGGAGAAUAUGAGACGGCCAUUGACUAUCAUAAAAAAGAUGUUGAAAUUAGCACUGCUAUUGGCGAUCGGUCAGGAAUAGCACAAAGCAGUGGCAAUUUGGGAAAUGUCUACGAUAGUUUAGGAGAAUAUGAGACAGCCAUUGACUAUCAUAAAAAAGAUCUUGAAAUUAGCACUGCUAUUGGCGAUCGGUCAGGAAUAGCAAGAAGCAAAGGCAAUUUGGGCAACGCCUAUAAUAAUUUAGGAGAACGUCAGACGGCCAUUUAUCAUCACAAAAAAGAUCUAGAAAUAAGCACUGCUAUUGGCGAAAGAUCAGGAAUAGCAAGAAGCAAUGGCAAUUUGGGCAAUGCCUAUAGAAAUUUAGGAGAAUAUCAGAAGGCCAUUGACUAUCAAACAAAAAGUCUGGAAAUAAGCACUGCUAUUGGCGAUCGGUCAGGAAUAGAAAUAAGCAAUGGCAAUUUGGGGAAUGCCUAUCAUAGUUUAGGGGAAUAUCUGAAGGCCAUUGACUAUCAAACAAAAUGUCUGGAAAUAAGCACUGCAAUUGGCCGUCGAUCAAUAAUAGCACGAAGCAAUGGCAAUUUGGGCAAUGCCUAUGACAAUUUAGGAGAAUAUCAGAAGGCCAUUGACUAUCACAACAAAGGUCUAGAAAUAAGCACUGCUAUUGGCGAUCGAUCAGGAAUAGCACGAAGCAAUGGCAAUUUGGGCAAUGUCUAUCAUAGUUUAGGAGACUAUCAGAAGGCCAUUGACUAUGGUACAAAAAGUCUGGAAAUAAGCACUGCUAUUGGCGAUCGAUCAGGAAUAGCAACAAGCAAUGGUAGUUUGGGUAAUGCCUAUCAUAAUUUGGGAGAAUAUCUGAAGGCCAUUGACUAUCUCAAAAAAGAUCUAGAAAUAAGCACUGCUAUUGACGAUCGAUCAGGAAUAGCAAAAAGCAGUGGCAAUUUGGGCAAUGUCUAUCAUAGUUUAGGAGACUAUCAGAAGGCCAUUGACUAUGGUACAAAAAGUCUGGAAAUAAGCACUGCUAUUGGCGAUCGAUCAGGAAUAGCAACAAGCAAUGGUAGUUUGGGUAAUGCCUAUCAUAAUUUGGGAGAAUAUCUGAAGGCCAUUGACUAUCUCAAAAAAGAUCUAGAAAUAAGCACUGCUAUUGACGAUCGAUCAGGAAUAGCAAAAAGCAGUGGCAAUUUGGGCAAUGUCUAUCAUAGUUUAGGAGACUAUCAGAAGGCCAUUGACUAUGGUACAAAAAGUCUGGAAAUAAGCACUGCUAUUGGCGAUCGAUCAGGAAUAGCAACAAGCAAUGGUAGUUUGGGUAAUGCCUAUCAUAAUUUGGGAGAAUAUCUGAAGGCCAUUGACUAUCUCAAAAAAGAUCUAGAAAUAAGCACUGCUAUUGACGAUCGAUCAGGAAUAGCAAAAAGCAGUGGCAAUUUGGGCAAUGUCUAUCAUAGUUUAGGAGACUAUCAGAAGGCCAUUGACUAUGGUACAAAAAGUCUGGAAAUAAGCACUGCUAUUGGCGAUCGAUCAGGAAUAGCAACAAGCAAUGGUAGUUUGG